This is a messenger RNA of Austrofundulus limnaeus, 2762 nucleotides long. It is a transcript of the gene vwa1, whose product is annotated as von Willebrand factor A domain containing 1. The coding region runs from base 288 to 1835 and encodes 515 amino acids. The record is from RefSeq and is a predicted model, not a curated record. Gene Ontology annotation, molecular function: protein binding. NCBI's taxonomy places the organism in Eukaryota, Metazoa, Chordata, Actinopteri, Cyprinodontiformes, Rivulidae. The transcript has 6 exons.
AGCGCGUUGGAUUCAGCGGACGGGCUCUGAAGUUCUGGCUUCAGUUUGAGCCCGCAGCAGGUACCGCUCGGCUCGGCUGGUCGUGUUCAGGAGGAGGAAAGUCACAUAAGGAGAUAAUUUAAAGACAGAAAGAGGAAAGGCAAGCUGGGAUGUGACUCGUGUAAAUUAUGCUUCUGCCAGUGAUUUACUGACAGGGAGUGUUCUCCGGGCUGUGGUAAAUGUCGGGUUGAAGUCGGAAGAUUUGUGAUCUGUUCUGUCUGAGUGGACCCCUCUUCAGAACCACCGUGAUGGAUGUCCACAUGCUGACAUGGGUGAUGGUGGGCUGGUUCCUGCGCCUCUCUGCUGCUCAGGACUCUGCAUCUGAAGGAGUGCUGAAUUGCUGCGAGGGCGACGUCUUGUUUCUAGUCGAUUCUUCCGGGAGCGUAACGUCCUACGAGCACACCCGCAUGCUCUCUUUCCUGUCCGAGCUCCUCCUGCCCUUUUCGCUGGGAGAGGACCAAGUGAGGGUGGGACUCCUGCAGGUGGGCACCAAGCCGCGCCUCGAGUUCAACUUCAACAGACACCUCACCCAAAACGGCCUGCAGAGGGCCCUGAAAAACAUCCGGCCCCUCAGGGGGGACACGAACACGGUGGACGCUCUCAAAAUGGCACAACAGUGGGCGCUGCGACCCGGGACGGAGGGCGGGGCUCGGGCGGGACUGCCCAGGGUGCUGGUGUGGAUGACCGACGGGGUGAAACCCGGGGACGUGAUCGGACCAAUGGCGGAGCUGCGGGAGGAGGGCGUGGCGGUGCUGGUGGUCUCCACCGGGCACAGCAACUACAAGGUGCUGAGGGAGGUGGUGACCCCCCCUGUGGAUAACCACCUGUACUUUGUGGACAUCGAUGACAUGAGCAUCAUCACAAAAGACCUGCGGGACGCCAUCAUCGAGAUCAUCCGAGCCGAGCGCAUCAACGUUCGAGACGUUACCACCAGCGCCGCCACCCUCAACUGGCGGCCCGUUCUGUCCGGUUUGACGGGCUACUACGAGAUCCGCUUUGCUCAGGUUCCGACAGAAGGGGCCGGAGGCAGCGGCGGAAGCGGUACCAGUCCGAGCACUGGUGGGAGUCAUUACCAGCGACUAACCCAGCCUGCUGAGUCYAACAGCAUCAGGCUGACCGGCUUGAAGCCCGACACCACCUAUACCGCCAAAUUAAUUCCAGAGUCCAACGAACAUUCAUUUAACGCUCUCUCUGUCUCCUUCACAACCAAACCAGAGGCGGUGAGCCCAUCUGUAGUAACAGUCUCUGAGUCCGGGCGAACCAGCGCCYGGGUGAGUUGGGGUCCUCUUCAGCCAGAGGCGGUAGCGAGUUACUACAUCGAGUACUCGGCCCUGCCCAGAGGAGAGCUCCACACGGUCACGGUGGGCCGGGCGCAGAACUCAACCCUGCUGAAAGACCUCCGACCCGGCACCACGUACCUGGUCACAGUGACCGCUCAGUACGCGUCAGGAAAGAAGAAGGCGAUGUCUGUCAAAAUGUGCACUCAAGAAGUGACUCCAGCCCUGGCAGACCUCCAGCUGACUACCGUUGGCAGUGACUCGGUGCAGGUGGACUGGAAGGGCGGGGUGGACGGUUUGAGGGGCUACUGGCUCACCUGGGAGGCGCAGCAUAGCUCCGUGCCAGGCCAUCGCUCCUCCUUCUAUUUGCCACCUGACUCCCUGUCAACACGACUCACGCACCUCCCCCCUUCCGCCAGAGUGUGUGUGUCACCCAUUUACCAGAGCGCAAGGGGGGAGGGACUCUGCUGCACGGCACAGUUUCAUUCAGCUGCGUUAGCGUACGGCUACCAGUCAUAGCAUCCCCCCAUGACUGCACGGGCACCUUACCAAACAUGGAGGGAGGAGGACGACGACGAGAAUGCUGACUUCAGUCGACAAUUCURCUGGAUGCCUCUCCCCUCCGUGAACGUUAUCCAGGAGGGAAGUGCUUUGGCUCAGCGAGCGCUCAUGUGGAAGUCAUAGACAUUUAAGAAUGUUGCAGGAGAUGCUGACUGCUAAAUUCUGCAACACAAAAGUAUUAUCUUCUCUCCUGUGUUUACUACACCAUCUGUUUUUCACCUGUUGUAAAAUUGAUCACUUUAAAAGUCAGAUUUGAUAAUGUGUUGGGUCUGGUUUGCAGACUCUGAAAGCUGGGGACUGUUAACAUUUUCUUUUUCCCUCUGGCUUGUUUUGGAGAGAGAAUUUACAACAUAUGUACGCCAUGUGUCCAAAUCAGUAUUUUUUUUAUAACUCUUGCCAAUGCAGAGGGGACAUCUGAAACACAUUUACUAUAAAUAUUUUUGUAAACUUGUACUUAAGUGACUUGUCUUUCAAUGACAUGCAUUGAAUACUUGUGUGUGUACACUGGAGCGCAGCAGGUUGAAACGGAUCUUCAGGGUUAUUUUGAACUUUUAAAAACAGACCACAAUCACGUGUUUUGACACAUACCAGAGAGACGCUGUACACGAUAGAGAUACUUGUAACUCGGUAGCUUUAUGACAUCUGAAUUAAUCCAAUUCAUAUUUAUUUACAAAGAAUUAUGUAAGAAUAAAAAUGAAUGGCUUGAAAUGUUCGCAAACAUGCAGUUUACAUGAGACUGUUACUUUUCCACAGCCUAUCUUUGCUGCCCCCUACUGUAAAGAUCAUUACUGUUUUACUGCAUCCAGAACAAAAUAAAAUGUUUUGUUUGUUGUUUUCUGUUGAAAUCUAACAGAGAUGUGUCCAAUAAAAUCAGUUAACAAUGUU